ACCCCCGGCCGGCCCCACGCCGCUCGUCGGGAUGAACCCCCUGACCAAGGUGAAGCUGAUCAAUGAGCUGAACGAGCGGGAGGCGACCCUCGGCGUGGCCGAGUCGGUGUCCUGGCACUCGGAGUACCGCCACAGCGCCUGGAUCUUCCUCGGAGGGCUGCCCUAUGAGCUGACCGAAGGCGACGUCCUGUGUGUGUUCUCGCAGUACGGGGAGAUCGUCAACAUCAAUCUCGUGCGGGACAAGAAGACGGGGAAGUCGAAAGGCUUCGGCUUUCUGUGCUACGAAGAUCAGCGAAGCACCAUCCUUGCCGUGGACAACUUUAACGGGAUCAAGAUCAAGGGGAGGACCAUUCGCGUGGACCACGUGGCCAACUAUCGGCCCCCGAAGGACUCCGAAGACGUCGACGACGCGACCAAGGCCCUCCGCGAGCGAGGCUGCGGGGCCAAGACGCCUCCGCCCGGUUCUUCUUCGGACUCCUCGGGGGAGGGCGGGGAGGGGGCCGAGACGCCGCCCCGGAAGCGGAAGAAAGCCCCCAAAGAGAAGAAGAAGAAGAAGAAGGACAGGGAGAAGAGGGUGAAGCGGGAGACCCCCGGGACGUCCGCGGAGGACCCGGCGCCUCCCCCGGCGGCCCUCGCCCCCCGGGCCCGCAUCAAGGAGGAGAAGGAAGACCCCGGCUACGACAGAUACGCCCGCGUGGGCGUCCAGGCGGGGGCCCGGGAAGGCCGCGGGCCCGACCCUGGCCGGGCCAAGGCGGAGCCCCGCGGCCGGGGGGAGGCGGACAGGGGGCCCAGCGCCGACGGGCGGAAGGAGAGACCCCCGGCCGACUCCCGCAAGGGGGAGAGGCGGGAGGGGAAGGGCGGGAGCCGGGACCCUCGGCCCGAGCGCUGGGAAAAGCGCCCGGAGCCGGGCCCCGAAUAAAACUUCCGGACUUGGUCCGCGCCCCGGCCGUG
Molecule: messenger RNA, 951 nt
Organism: Ornithorhynchus anatinus (platypus)
Lineage: Eukaryota; Metazoa; Chordata; Mammalia; Monotremata; Ornithorhynchidae
Gene: RBMX2
Product: RNA binding motif protein X-linked 2
Exons: 6
Coding region: 32-919 (295 amino acids)
Biological process (GO): mRNA splicing, via spliceosome
Cellular component (GO): precatalytic spliceosome; U2 snRNP; catalytic step 2 spliceosome
Molecular function (GO): RNA binding
Source: RefSeq, a predicted model, not a curated record